Molecule: messenger RNA, 5228 nt
Organism: Labeo rohita (rohu)
Lineage: Eukaryota; Metazoa; Chordata; Actinopteri; Cypriniformes; Cyprinidae
Product: NACHT, LRR and PYD domains-containing protein 3-like
Molecular function (GO): protein binding
Source: RefSeq, a predicted model, not a curated record
UGAGAGUUAUAAAAUGGAGAAAUACCAUCCUUAAACUGUUCAUGUAAUCUGAGCUAAGUCAUAUUGUACCUUCAAGAUAUUGGACAAUCCAACAUGCUUGUGUCAAUUAGGCAUUAGGGUUGUGUUGAUAAAUGAUAAGAUCGCGUAUUGAUGAUACUAAGAGAUCUCGCCUGUGGCUGACGCCUUUGAUGAUAGCAAGACUAUUAUUAUUAUUGUUGAUGUUAUUAUUAUUAUUAUUAUUAUUAUUAUUAUUAUUAUUAUUAUUAUUAUUAUUAUUAUUAUCAGGUUAGAAACACUGUCUAGUUAAUAUUAGGGCUUAUUUGUUCUAUCAUAUUUGUUUCCUGUGUUUACAGUGUUGCAUGUUAUAACCAAUCGCACACGAUUCUGUUGAUUUUACGAAUGCAAUGGCCAAUCAGAGGCAUUCAGAUGAGUCAUUGCUGAAACACCGGAGUUUUGGCGUUCAGUGCACGUGCUCACUGACUGCUGAAUUCUGAAUUCUGCUCUCUUGCGAAUUCUUUCAUCAAAAACAUCAAAGGGAAAAUGUAUGUGCAAUGUAAGUACGAGAGAUUCAUUCAGCAUACAGCAUAGAUAGCACCUUUGAUUUGAACAGGAGUGUUCUUUAAAGUGCAUAUACUUGCAUUCAACUGAACAGUGAUGAUGUUCUUUGAUCAUGUAAAUGUUUUUGGGGUCUCAAGGGUCUCAUGGUUCUGAGGGUGGAAGAGAGCGCUGGACAUUCACUCCCCCUGCCUUCAGUCACUGCUGGACCCGAGAGUUGAACCCACAACUUUUGGGUUACAAGUUCGGCUCUCUAACCAUUAGGCCUCGACAGUACCCCCUCCCUCAGGACUCACCAUGACGCUGAUGGAAUUGAGCGUGAUCCAGAAUGUCAUGAGCUGGAACCCAACAUCUCUCCUCUGGACCAUAGCCCUCCCAGUCUACAAGGCAUUGAUGGACUCUGCCCCUUUGUCUCACAUCAAAAGCCGACGUACCAUAUAAGCCAGUGAACCUUGGUCUUAGAAACGUGAAAAACCGGGUGGAUAUUCCUAAACUGGGGAUUAGUGAUGGAAAAUGGUCCAAUAAAUUUGGGUUCCAGUUUAUGUUAGAGAGAGCAAUGUCCUUGGAAGAUAACCAGACCUUCUGACCGCAUGUGAAGCGGGGGAUUAGUGCGGUGACGGUCCACCAGUCCAAGUGAGAUGUCAGGCUUCUGGAGGGGAUGUAGCUUCAUAAUCUAUUCUACAUCUGUUUAAUCAUUCUCCAAGUCUUUUUGGUCAGAAGUUACCAUUGGGAGCAAAGUCCAGUGGGGUGUUUUGCAGUCACUGAACAUGUAGAAACUUUAAGACUCAAACCACUUCAGAGUUUUCAUGAACCGGAUCAGGUGAGCUCUGACACGCGUCCUGGUGGAAGUACAGGUAUCAAGAAAAUCAGAUAUCUUGGAUUAGACAACGCCAUUUCAGAGACAGUGUCACUCUUCAAGCAUCCUCAUGAUAAAACAGUCAGAACAGUGCUGAAACAUCCAUCACUAAAGUGUCCCACAAAAUAAAUCAACACAGAUUCACUAGCAAACCAAUAGUCAUCAUGUUUGCCUGACCAUCACACACAUAUGUGUGAUAUAAAUCAGAUGAACUUUUAGGACUCACUGAACCACAUAGGCCUUAUAUCAGUUUCUCAGUAUGGAUAAAGAAAGCAGUGAGAGCAGUGACCUCAGUGGUAAACCAGUGGCCUCUGACCCCAGAGUGUUUAAAGAUGGUCAGACUGUACAACUGCGGCAGGAUUCUUCUAAACCAGUGAGUGAUGUUCUUCAAAGAGUCAAAGAGCAGCACAAAACCAGCAUGAGAAGCAAGUGUGAGAAAUUAUUUGAGGGAAUGAAACUGCCAGAGAAUCAAACCCUUCUGAACUGGAUCUACACACAGCUCUACAUCUUAGAGGGAGAGAGUGAAGAAGUGAAUGAAGAACAUGAAGUUUUACAGAUGGAGAAAACAGCCAGAACAAAACACUCACAAGACACUCCAAUCUACUGCAAUGACAUCUUUAAAGCCUCACCUGAACUAGGAUGUGAGGAGAAAGACCAAAUCAAGACUGUUCUUACUAAAGGCAUCGCUGGAAUCGGAAAAACCGUCUCUGUGCAGAAAUUCAUUCUGGACUGGGCAGAGGGAAAAGCCAAUCAGAAUGUAGAUUUCAUAUUUGUGCUUCCAUUUCGAGAGCUGAACUUGAUCCGAGAUCAUCGGUACAGUCUUCACAGACUUCUGCUGGACUUUCAUCCUGAACUUCAAGAUCUGGACUCAAAGAUUUAUGAGGAGUGUAAAGUUGUGUUCAUCUUUGAUGGUCUGGAUGAAAGCAGAAUCACACUGAUGUUUUCAGAUGAUCAGAAAGUUUGUGAUGUGACUGAGAUUUCAUCAGUGGGUGUGUUGAUGUCAAACCUCAUGAAAGGAGAGCUGCUUCCCUCUGCUUUCAUCUGGAUCACCUCCAGACCAGCAGCAGCCAAUCAGAUCCCCUCCAAAUACAUCAACCGUCUGACAGAAAUUCAGGGAUUCAAUGAGCCUCAGAAGGAGGAAUAUUUCAGGAAGAGAAUCAGUGACCAGCAUCAAGCCAGCAGAAUCAUCUCACACAUCAGAAGAGCAAGAAGCCUCCACAUCAUGUGCCACAUCCCCGUCUUCUGCUGGAUCUCAUCCACUGUGCUUCAGAAGCUCCUGAAAGAAGAUCUGACUGAAGACAUCCCUCAAACUCUGACUAAAAUGUACAUCCACUUCCUGCUGAUUCAGAUCAACAUGAGGAAUCAGAAGUAUGAAGAGAGAGAUCCAGAGAAACUCCUGCAGUCCAACAGAGAAGUGAUUGUGAAACUUGCUGAAGUGGCUUUCAAUCAGCUGAUGAAGGGCAAUGUGAUGUUCUAUGAGGAGGACCUGAUUGAGAGCGGCAUAGACGUCACUGAUGCUUCAGUGUAUUCUGGGAUUUGUACUGAGAUCUUUAAAGAGGAAUCUGUGAUUCAUCAGAGGAAAGUCUACAGCUUCAUCCAUCUGAGCUUUCAGGAGUUUCUUGCUGGUUUCUAUGCGUUUUACUACCACAUUAGCAACACUACAGAUGCAUGUUUUGAUUCACUGCAUAAUUUGUAUAAAAGAGUAGUUAAUAAAGCACUCCAGAGUAAGAAUGGACAUCUGGAUCUGUUCCUGCGGUUCCUGCUGGGCGUCUCACUGGAGUCCAAUCAGAGGCUCUUACAGGAUCUACUGACACACACAGAGAACAGAUCAGAGAGCAUCAGGAGAACCACACAGUACAUUAAAGAGAAGAUAAAGAGUCUUGAUGAUAAUGAUGAACUGUUUGUACAUGAAAAUAAUCAGGAACACAAACAAGUUAAAAAACAUCUCUCAGCUGGUCAGUCUAUCAAUCUGUUCCUCUGUCUGCUGGAAGUGAAAGAUCAGACUCUGUCCAUAGAAAUUCAGGAUUUUUUGAAAUCAGAUAAACACUCAAAAAAGAAACUCUCUCCUGCUCACUGCUCAACAAUCGCCUACAUGAUUGAGAUGUCAGAGACGUUGGAUGAGCUGGGCCUCAAGAAAUACAACACAUCAGAUGAGGGGAGAAGAAGACUGAUACCAGCUCUGAUCAACUGCAGAAAAGCUCUUCUUUCUGGUUGCAAUCUCACUGCUCCAUCUUGUGAGAGAUUGUUAUCAGCUCUUCAAUCCUCAAACUCUGUCCUGAGAGAGCUGGACCUGAGUGACAAUAACCUGCAGGAUUCAGGAGUGAAGCUGCUGUUUGGUGGACUGAAGAGUCCAAACUGUCAGCUGCAGAUACUGAGUCUUUCUGGCUGUAAUCUCACUGCUCAGGGUUGUGAGAGUUUAUCAUCAGCUCUACAGUCUUCAAACUUUUUCUUGAGAGAGCUGGAUCUGGGUAACAAUGACCUGCAUGAUUUAGGAGUGAAGUUGCUCUCUGAUGGACUGAAGAGUCCAAACUGUCAGCUGCAGAUACUGAGGUUGUCUGGCUGUAUGGUGACAGAGGAAGGCUGUGGUUAUUUGUCUUCAGCUCUGAGUUCAAACCCCUCACACCUGAGAGAGCUGGAUCUGAGCUACAAUCACCCAGGACAAUCAGGAGUGCAGCUGCUCAAACACAAACUGGAGGAUCCAAAAUAUAAACUGGAGAAACUCAAUGUUGAUCAUGGAGGAGAGAUCAGGAUCACAGCAGGACUACGAAAGUAUGCCUGUGAUCUCACACUGGAUCCAAACACAGCAAACAUUCGACUAAUUCUCUCUGAUGAGAACAGGAAGAUCACACGUGUGAAAGAUAAUCAGCCAUAUCCUGAUCAUCCAGAGAGAUUUGGUGAGGUUCAUCAGGUUCUGUGUGUUGAGAGUCUGACUGGACGCUGUUACUGGGAGGCUGAAUGGAGCGGAUAUAAUGCUGCUUUGUCAGUGUCAUAUAAAGGGAUCAGCAGAAAAAAAGGGAGAGACUGUUGGUUUGGAUACAAUGACAAAUCCUGGAGUUUGUACUGCAGUUGUGACAAUGUCAUUAUCGGUCAUAAUAAUAACACCACUUAUAAACCUGUUGCCUGUCCACCCUCUAAAAGAGCAGGAGUGUAUCUGGACUGGUCGGCCGGCACUCUGUCCUUCUACAGCGUCUCUGACACACACACACUCACACACUUACAUACACUCAACACCACAUUCACUGAACCCCUCUAUGCUGGAUUUAAGAUUUAUUUGAAGUCUUCAGUGUCUCUGUGUGAUAUUACAAAGCAAACACACACUUGUAAAUCCUCCUUCUAAUGUCCACAUGCACACAAACGUCUCAUUCUGAUAGAAUCAGUUUUCUAAAUGAAAUGAGUUGCAGUGCUUAUCAUGCAUUGUUUGUGAUUUCAUGUACCAAUUCAGACAUGUCUAACAUAUCCAUGUUUACUAUCGAGCUAUGAGAGAACAUUUUCCAGAUGUGGGCAUCAGGUCAUGUGCUGUGCUUGCAUGCGGCACAUAUGAUGGAUUUGUCUUUUGAAUAAUUGUUUAGAAUUGAAUAAUUGUUGAUAUAAUUUUCAUUUAUUAUAAAAAAUAUUUAAGUAAUCUGCACAAAACUGUUUACAACAAACUUGCAAAAGUGAGCAGAGAAAUCUAGAGAAGUAUCUUACUCUUUCACAUUUCACAUACCUGUCAAGUAUCCCGUUUUGGCCGGGAAAGUCCCGUAAUUUACCCUUCUUUGCCGCCGUCCUCCCGUAUUAGUAUUUUCCCGUAAAUCUCCUGUAUUUUAACCUGCGUUAU